Lampris incognitus (smalleye Pacific opah) is the source of this 2077-nucleotide messenger RNA. RefSeq names its product long-chain fatty acid transport protein 2-like. Gene Ontology annotation, molecular function: long-chain fatty acid-CoA ligase activity; long-chain fatty acid transmembrane transporter activity. Lineage: Eukaryota; Metazoa; Chordata; Actinopteri; Lampriformes; Lampridae. The transcript is spliced from 10 exons. The coding region runs from base 1 to 1860 and encodes 619 amino acids. The record is from RefSeq and is a predicted model, not a curated record.
AUGAUGCUUAUUCUGUAUACCCUGUUUGCAGGUAUGGCAUUUUUGCCGUUGUUGCUUUACGCAAAGAAUCCGAACUUUUUUGCAGAUAUAAGGUUCGCUUUCGUUUGCAUUCACAUCGGUUUAAGACUGUCCAGAUACGCAAAGCGCAAACCGUUUUACAGCAUUUUGGAUCGCUUUCUAGAUAGAGUGGCGGCGCGUCCGCAGAAGCCGUUCAUCGUGUUUGAGAAUAGCACCUACACGUACGGAGACGCCGAUGAGCAAAGCAACAAAGUGGCCCGGGCUUUGCAAACGCAUGCCGGUGUGAAAGCAGGGGACAGUGUGGCUCUCCUCCUUGGCAACGAGCCGUUCUUUAUCUGGAUGUGGCUCGGCAUCGCCAAGUUGGGAUGCACAGCCGCCCUGCUCAACUCCAACAUCAGAUCCAAAUCUCUGCUGCACUGCUUCUCCUGCUGCGACGCCAAAGUCCUCGUUGCCGCUGCUGAGUUACAGGAUGCUGUGGAGGAGGUGUUGCCCUCCUUGCAGGAGCAGGGUAUCCAUGUGUUUAUCCUCAGUGAAAAAUGUGACAAAGAGGGUAUUGAGAGUCUCUCUGACAAGAUCAAGCUGGCUUCAGAUCAACCUCUGUCACCUCAGCUUCGAGCCAACAUCACUUUCAAGAGCCCUGCACUUUACAUUUACACCUCAGGAACCACCGGACUUCCCAAGGCAGCAGUAAUUAACUAUGAGAGGGUGUGGAAGUUCUCCUUUCCGCUGUCUAAUAUUGGUACACGUUCAGAUGAUGUCAUUUACGUAUGCCUGCCCCUCUACCACACUACUGGCUUCAUGGUAGGACUCUGUGGAGCAAUCGAGAAAGGUAUCACUGUCGUUUUGAGACGUAAAUUCUCUGCCUCUCGGUUUUGGGAUGACUGUAGGAAGUACAAUGUGACUGUAAUACAGUACAUAGGAGAGACUAUGCGCUACCUCUGCAACACACCAAAGAGAGACUAUGAAAAAGAUCACAAAGUCAGACUGGCUUUGGGUAAUGGGAUAAGAGCUGACACCUGGACAGAGGUCCUGCAACGUUUUGGAAAUAUUUCUAUUUUCGAAUUCUAUGGAGCUACUGAGGGCAAUAUUUCAUUUGCUAACUACACUGGAAAAAUUGGCGCUAUCGGCAGGGAGAAUUUUCUCCACAAAGCUGUGUGCCCAUAUGCCCUCAUAAGGUUCGACACAGAGAAAGAGGAGCCAGUCAAAGACUCCAGAGGAUUCUGUAUUGAAGUCCCAAGAGGAGAAACUGGUUUGCUGGUUGCCAAGAUUGGAAGGCCGUCACCGUUUGUCGGCUAUUCCAAAAACAGGCAGCAGACAGAGAAGAAGAAGCUAAGUGGCGUGUUUGUGAAAGGAGACCAGUACUUUAACACUGGUGACCUCCUAAAGAUAGACCAGGAAGGCUUCAUCUACUUUCAAGACCGUAUUGGAGACACCUUCAGGUGGAAAGGUGAAAAUGUGGCGACCACAGAGGUGGCCGAUCUUUUGAACAUGAUAGAUUGCAUUGAAGAGGCUAAUGUCUACGGUGUGAAGGUGCCAGGACAUGAGGGGAGAAUCGGGAUGGCAUCAGUCAAACUGAAAGAUGGCAUGGAGUUUGAUACCAGCGCUACGUACCAGCAUGUCAACGCCUACCUCCCCAGCUACGCACGACCCUAUUUCAUUCGUGUACAGAGUUCACUGGCAGUGACUGGGACCUUUAAGCAGAUGAAGGUGAGGCUAGCGGAGGAGGGCUUCGACCCAGCCAUCAUCACUGAGCCCUUGUACUAUCUGGAGGGCCGAGAGGGCUAUGUCCCCAUGACUCAGGACAUAUUCAGUUUAAUCUCAGAGGGAAAGAUCAAACUCUAGACAUCUGCGGUAUCAGAUGCUUUGUGCUGAUCUGAGCGAGACCUGCCACUUUAGAAUCUAAUCAUGACACACAAUGUCUCAAGCAUGCAUCAGAGGAUAAGGUGAAUAAAUGCGGUGUAAAUUCAGACCAACCUGUUAAGCACUUACGGUAAACUUAUUUCAGUUAUUUUAUAAAGGCUUUACCAAGAUUGUUGUAUGCUGUUUAUUGCAAUAUUUU